This is a messenger RNA of Lachancea lanzarotensis, 270 nucleotides long. RefSeq names its product LALA0S13e01816g1_1 (gene COA3). Gene Ontology annotation, biological process: mitochondrial respiratory chain complex IV assembly. NCBI's taxonomy places the organism in Eukaryota, Fungi, Ascomycota, Saccharomycetes, Saccharomycetales, Saccharomycetaceae. Gene Ontology annotation, cellular component: mitochondrial inner membrane. The coding region runs from base 1 to 270 and encodes 89 amino acids. The transcript has a single exon. The record is from RefSeq and is a predicted model, not a curated record.
AUGGUGCUUGAACACUCCCCCUACCAGGACCCCAGAACCUGGAAAAUGACUCCUGCGAUGAUCAGAGCCAGACAGCCCUUUGUCAAGAAAAACUUGUUGGGUUUGAGUGCCCUUCUUCUAGUUACUGGAGGCAUCUACGUUUAUACUUAUAGGUUUUUGAACCGGGACAACGACUUUGCAGAUGUACCAAUUCCCCCUAUCGACGCUGCAGAGCUUGAAAAGCUCAAGAAAGAAUACGAGGAACACAAACAGCAGACAAGCAACAAAUAA